AUGUCCUACUUCGUGAAGUUUCGACUGGCAGCCCGACAUGCAUCCUCCGUUUCGGUGCUGUCGGCAUCCAGAUCCGGCUACGGCUCCCACGGGGCUGUAGCCCUUGCAGCCAGUGCUGGAGUCCUGUCAGGUCUUUUCAUGGGUUACAAGAAACCUUGCGCUCACCAUUCUGGUUGCGAAGUGCAACUUACAGAUGCUCAGCAGCAGCUUGGCACAAAGCUUUGUGAUCUCGUUGGCAAAAGCAAUGUCAGCAACAAUGUGACGAUGAAGGGCUCUCGGCUUGGACAGGGAACUGCGCUCGCUGUUGUGAAGCCAGGAUCUUUGAAAGAGGCCAUUGCAGUUCUCACAGCGUGCUCUGCCGCGGAAGUGGCAGUUCUGCCACAAGGUGCCAACACGUCUCUCACAGGAGGUUCUGUUCCGCGCGGGGAGUGUGACAGACCAACAGUGAUUAUUAACAUGAGGCGGCUCAACAGGAUUCUUCCGGUUGGAGCUGAUGCAGGCCAAGUGCUGUGUUUCGCAGGAGCUGGCAUCUUUCAGCUGCAGCGAGAGCUGCAGACCGAGUAUGGCAGAGACUCACACUCCGUUCUUGGAUCCAUCUUCCUGAACCCAUCCGUUGCUGCGGGAGUGUCCUAUGGAAGCGGGGGAACACAGAUCCGGAAGGGGCCAGCAUUUACAAAUCGCGCGCUGUUUUGCCGCGUGGGUGAAGGGGGCAAGGUUGAGUUGGUGGACACAUUGGGACUGAAAGCAAAGGGCGAUGAUGCUUUGUCCUUUCUCGAGUCUGCCACGAGCCUUGUGCCGGAAGACUUGGACCCACAGUGCAAGUCUGCUGCAUCCUGGCCCAACUAUCGACAACAUCUCACCAAGCUGGACAGCAAUGUCUCUCGAUACAAUGCGGAUACAAAUGGCGUCGAGUGCAAUCGCUCUGAGGGCAAGGUGUUGAUAUUGGCAACUUUACACGACACGUACCCCAUGCCAAAGGAAGAUAAGGUGAUUUGGGCUUCGUGCCGCGACUUCCAAACGGCCCAGGCACUCAAGCGGGAGGUCUGCAUCUCUUCCCCUGAUUGCAUGGCCAAGUCCUGUGAGUACAUCAACCGUGAGGUGCACGAUGCGGUUGACCAGGCGGGGCGCAUCCUGAUCAAGAUGAUCGAGGUCGUGGGUAUGGUGAGGCUGGAGCCUCUCUGGAACUUGAAGCUUUUCAUCGAGUCUUUGCCUGUGCCGUUUGCAACUAUCGUAUGCGACAAGUUCCUGUGGUGGUUCAAUGGCAUCUUGCCGAAGUCUUUGCCGGCAGAGCUACAGAAGCUCACACAAGAGUACGAUCACCACCUACUCAUGGAGUUUGCAGAAUACAAACCAGGCGAGCUGAAUAGUUUGAUGUCCCGACUAAAGGAGUUUCGGGACUCCCAACCAGAGGGGGCAGUGCAGUUCCACGAGUGCGCCGACAAGUCCGAGCGAUCCAGAGCAACUCUGUUCCGGUUUGCUGUAGCACCAGCUUUCCGCACUUAUUGCAUUGGCCUUGGCCAGCAAGGGCUCUCCAUUGACUAUGCGCUGCCAAAAAACUUCACUCGGUACCCAGAUUUGCCAGCAGAGUACCCUAUUUUCAAGCGGCUGGUGUAUUCUCACUUCGGCUGCAACGUCUACCAUGAAGAUUUCGUUUUCGAUAACAGCCUGGAUGUACACAAGGCAAAGAUGGCCAUCAAGAAGGCCAUUGAGAAAGUCGGUGGCAAGCUUCCUGCUGAGCACGGGCAUGGCACUGAGUAUGCCGCACCUGCGGACAUGCAGCAGCGAUGGCAGCGGUCAGACCCAACGAACACCAUGAAUCCUGGAGUCGGGGGCACAUCCUACAAGAAGGACUACGCCUGA
Molecule: messenger RNA, 1860 nt
Organism: Symbiodinium natans
Lineage: Eukaryota; Dinophyceae; Suessiales; Symbiodiniaceae
Source: the annotation of a GenBank genome assembly